Molecule: messenger RNA, 2411 nt
Organism: Dendronephthya gigantea
Lineage: Eukaryota; Metazoa; Cnidaria; Anthozoa; Malacalcyonacea; Nephtheidae
Exons: 3
Coding region: 212-1744 (510 amino acids)
Cellular component (GO): cytoplasm
Source: RefSeq, a predicted model, not a curated record
ACCGCGACGCCGCCAGCAUUGUUUAAAACUUUAAAUGAAUACGAAAUUACGAAUACCUAAAAUUAAAAUGUAGUCAAAAUACUGCGAAUUCAUGAUGAUACUUCACUUUAACCUUUAAGUAUAUUUCCCCGAUAUCUUAUUUCAUUAAAGUUUUUGUGGACAACACAUCGAAAUCUUUCACAGAACAUGUUUAAUUCGUGAGGAGCACAAUAUGAGUCUGUCUCGUGAAGAACUAAAAGCACAAUACAAACAUUUGAUUUUGGAACGGAAUGCCGGCACGGAAAAAGAGCUAUUCAGUACAAGGUGCUCAAAUUUUCUUUCUAAAAACAAAAUAUCAGAUUGUUUUACAUUGCUGCCCAUAACAGCGGCACAAAGGGACUUCCUUGACAAAACAGAAGGAAGGAAAGAUGUGGAGUUUCGACAUCUCGCCAAAGUUUUUGGACUUUUUGAAAAGUAUGCUGUGAAUAUCUUGGAUAAACCUUGGCAUAAGGAAUUGAAAACAAUCAAGGUAUACACAGGAUUUUUCAAAUACAAUUUUGAACAAUGGUUAUCUCUGGAUACCGUCUACAAAAUUUUCAACCUCAUCGGGUACCAGAAAACACCGAACCAUACUUUGACGAUAGGAACAACUGAUGGUGAACGAUUACUAGUGAUUGCGUUCGAACUAUACCUUGCUAAUAAUCAGUUAUGUACUUUCAAGGGUAACGUAGAUCUGUGUUCUAAAUACUCAAUGCAAGAUAUUUUCGAGGGUUGGAGUAACACAACGGGUAAUCUAAAUGACAUACGGGAAUGGCUGAUACGCCAGAUAGCGACGAAAGAUGAGGACCAUUCGUAUAAAACGCUGUACGAACACAUGAGGCCAGUCACUGUUAUUGACGAAACUAUGCGUUUUGACGAAAAUGGCCAGGUUAUGGGCGUUCUUAUUAAAUAUCCACCAAACUGUCAAAAAGGUGGGUUCGGUAAAAGCGACCAGGUGAAACUUCAACGUUUACAUGAUGCUAAGCGUAACAACCGUGCGAGUGGCGAUUAUUCGUCACUAACCACUGCAAAUUUAUCCGAUGAUCAACUUUAUGGCGAUGGAAAUCCUGCCGUAUCGCCAACAAAUUUAACAAAUGGAUCUAACUGUUCGGGGGAUAGUACACAGGCUUCGAGGCUAAGUACGUCUGUCAAGCGCCAGCUAAACAUUCCCGACCAUGAACUGUAUGGUUGUGAAGAUCAUGAUGUAUCAUCACCAACUAAUGUAUUAAAUGAAUCUGACCAUUUGAAGAGGAACGAAUGGCGAUCCUGGCCAAGCAUGCCUGGUAACCGCGAACAAAUGUUAAGAAAUGCGUUAAAUUCGAACUGCGGGGAACAAGUAGUCUCUCGAGGAGGAAUUGGGCAAAGAGAUAGCAGUCACAUUUAUGAAAAUAUUCAUCGCUCUGUGACCUCCAAACAUCCAUUAUCUACAGAUGUGGAUCACAAAAUUCAAGGGACGGAACGGGUUUUGGACUUGUUAGCCAGUCGUAUAAAACACGGAGAAGAGAAAGUUGGAGAGCAGAAGGUAAUUGAGAAAUCAGGACAUCGUUUUGACGAUUCUCCCAGAGCCUCCGACGAGCCAGACACCGAGAGGAAAGUAUUUUCUUUUGAUCCUUGUCAGUUGUGUCAUAGCACUCCAUAUUUUAGAUGUACGGUUUGUGAACAAUUCGUUUGUCAAUGGUGCUUUGAGCAGAAGAGGCACGGUUGUUAUCGUGUUUCUAAUGUUUAGAAUGUCGGCCGAGAUGUUGAUAUAGAGUAUUCUCAUAAAAACCACAACAGGCAACAAGCAUAGGUUCGAAAGAGAAAAAAAAUUUCAAUGACAAUAGUAUAAAUCGCUUUAAUCAAUUAGUUUUUUGUAGUGACUGUUUUUUGUAACGAUGACAAAAAGACACAAAUUGUUGGUCAAAAGCCAUCCGUAUAUAAGGAUUGGGUCAACAGCUUUGCCGCCUGGCCAUACUCUAAUACAACUAAAAUAGUAUAUUAUAACGGUUUGUUAUAACAAAACUAAGGUUAAUUAUGAAAUCAUCCAAAGAAAUUCUUUUAAUUUUUCAUUUUUUGGACAAAUGGUUUAGUUGUUAGUUGUGAUUUGCUAGAUCCGUAUAAUGACGUAUGCGUAUGAUAACGUAUGUUUGUUGUAUUCUAUCAGCGAUUACGAUAUCUUUAGAUUUAUGUUUUUAUAUUUAUGAUAUUUUCUGUAUCUAAUAAUCCUUUCUUAACCUCUUACGAUAGAUCCUUUGAACAUUGUAUUGGUUAGUCUGAUUAUACUGACACUACAAUCUCGUUUCUGAAGCCCGAGAUUUUUUCUGUCGAGGAAAUAAAGGCAAAUAUAAAGGCUUUACAAUAUGUCAUUUUUCGGAGUAUGUUGUUUCUUGUGUCUUAUCAAAUUGUCUGCUGGU